AUGUCUUGGAAAGUAGGAACCACCAACGUGCGUCUGCGCCGUAACGCCGGCACCACGAACCAAUACAUUAAUGCGACCGCCAUUGGCAUGGAUGCCGGUUCCGCCGACCAGAGGUCCGGCAGCGUGGCCGUUGGCAAUUCGGCGGGCCAUGACACACAGGGUGCCUCAUCAGUCGCUAUCGGGGAAGACGUGGGGUCGGAUACCCAGGGUCCAGAUUCGGGCAAUUUGGCGAUUGCUGUGGGGAUUGGUGCGGGUCAGACGACACAGGGUUUAAAUUCGGUAGCGAUGGGGUUGCGAGCUGGUGAGACAAAUCUGGGUGGGAGCUGUGUCGCCGUGGGGCGCGCGUCCGGUGAAACAACCCAGGGUGUUUAUGCGGGUGAAAGAUCGGUGGCCAUGGAUGUAAACGCGGGCUUAACAACCCAGGGUAAUUCGGCCGUGGCUAUAGGAUCAGAUGUGGGAAUGAUAACCCAGGGUAAUUCGGCCGUGGCUAUAGGUCAGGUCUCCGGGAGAGACAUACAGGGGGAGUAUUCCGUGGCUAUAGGUGGUAGCGCGGGUUAUCUUAACCAGGGUGUUUCGUCAGUGGCUAUCGGGCACGAGGCCGGCAAAACGAGACUGGGUGAAAAUGCGGUGGCGGUGGGUAGACAAGCGGGUGAAACGACACAAGGUACGAAAUCGGUGGCCGUAGGCUACUUGGCGGCCAACGCAAGUCAAUCAUAUGAUGCCGUAGCCGUCGAAAAUAGUGCAGGUAUGACAAGCCAGGGUGCAAGCAUCGUGGCCAUUGGCUUCGCCGCAGGACAAGGUGCUUCGUCAGUCGCCAUUGGACACUCGGGUGUGACAGACCAGGGUUAUAAUUCGGUGGCGAUUGGCAACUUGGCGGAAGAAACAACCCAGGGUUAUAAUUCGGUGGCGAUUGGCAACUUAGCGGGAGAAACAAACAAGGGUAUACAGGCGGUGGCCAUUGGUACUUCUGCGGGUGAAACGACCCAAGGUGUACUUUCGAUUGCUGUAGGGCAGAACGCGGGUGGGGAAAACCAGAGUGAUAUAGCGCUUGCCAUAGGGUACAAUGCUGGUAAUACCAAUCAGAGGUUCAAUGCAGUGGCUUUAGGUAAAUCCGCUGGACAAACAGAACAGUUUUCUCAUUCUGUUGCAAUUGGAGAUAGGGCAGCGUCUACAGACCAGGGGGUUAGCGCAGUUUCUAUAGGACACGGUGCGGGUAAUACCACACAGGGUGGCUAUGGUGUGGCAGUUGGAUACUAUACAGGAUAUACCGACCAGGGCAAUCGGGCAGUUUCUAUAGGGUACAAUUCGGGCAAAGACGCACAGGGUGUGGGUGCAGUAGCUCUAGGUAUAGGUGCGGGUGGUACAAACCAGGGUAUGAGAUCAAUUGCUGUUGGUUUUGGAGCGGAACAAAACGAACAAGGUGUAGCCUCAAUUGCUGUUGGUUUAAGAGCAGGAGAAACCAAACAGGGUGAGAGCGUGGUGGCCAUUGGUUCCUACGCAUGCUAUAAGGCAUCGGCAGACAACACUAUUACGCUGAAUGCAACUGGUGUGAAUUUAUCAAACACGGUCGCCAACUCGCUGAUGAGUCCCAACGCGCUGACGUACAACCCUGCGACCGACGAGAUUACGUACACCUUGUUGACGACUGCAACCAAGGAGGACAUUAUCUCGUUGACACGCGACGCCGGCAGCAUUCUGGGCCAGCUGGAGGUCAAGGAAUUCAACUACAUCAACAAGUGCAAGUACAUCCAGUACGGUACACCCGUAACGGCCGAGCCGUUUGCCAGCUGGCUGAGCACUGAGAAAUUGGACGCUGCUGGAUGGGCGGCCAAGCUGGCGAUAUCCGGUGGCGCUGCGGCCGAGUUCGAAAACGUCCCUGACGAAGACAACCCGGUGAUCCAGCAAAUUUAUGCCGACUACGUGUUUGUUGUGGAAGCGGUGCCCGCGACAAUCGUCGACAAGGACGAUGCGCACUUUGGGUUUAUGGCCGCGGAUGUGCAAACUGUUCAUCCGGAACUCGUGUACAGCGACGUUGACGGCAACGCGCUGGAUAUCAAAUGGAACAACAUUACGACGCUGCUGGUCAAGAAGAUUCAAGCACUAGCCGCCCAGGUUGACGCACAGGAACAAAACCCCUAA
This is a messenger RNA of Sphaeroforma arctica JP610, 2139 nucleotides long. RefSeq lists its product as hypothetical. Bases 1 to 2139 code for a protein of 712 amino acids. The record is from RefSeq and is a predicted model, not a curated record. The transcript has 4 exons. NCBI's taxonomy places the organism in Eukaryota, Ichthyosporea, Ichthyophonida.